AUUUAACUAUAUGAACCACGAUAACCAAACAAAGAGAUCAAGAGAAGAACUAGAAAGUGAUAACGAAGAAAAUCCAAUUUUAAAGCAACCCGAAAACAAAGAAGCCGGAUGGAAGACACCGGAAGAACCCCAACCAACAACUAGCAAUAACCUAUAUGGAGCAAUAGAGGAAAACGAUGUAGUACUUAAUCACUUAAUAGAUGGAUCUGCAAAUUCAAAUUUCAAUAAGCCACUAAAAUUAACCAAAGCUCUGAACAAAUCGGAAUUCCACAAAUAUAUAAUUGAAGAUUUUCUGAGCUGGCAAAGCCCUCAGAUUUGAGAUCAAUGAUUCCUCAAAAAUAAGACUGCCAAAAGAAUAAAAAAAAGAAACUCAUUGACUGGCAAAUACCUUCUAAACAACCAA
Messenger RNA from Penaeus monodon (black tiger shrimp), 403 nucleotides. RefSeq lists its product as uncharacterized. The record is from RefSeq and is a predicted model, not a curated record. Lineage: Eukaryota; Metazoa; Arthropoda; Malacostraca; Decapoda; Penaeidae.